GAGCCUCAAAGUGCCCGAUCUAGAUGAUUAUCCUGCGCCCAGUUGUUCCCACCCCGCAGCAGCCAGUGGGGAGAUGAUGGUAGUCUAUUUUCUCCAUCGAGUCUACACUUUUUUCAACACCAUAUCUUUCUAACCUGUACAUACUGCAUCAGUAGCUCACUCCUCCAGGAUCUGGCUCUCACAAUCGAAGCUUACUGCACCUUCAAGCGCGCGCCUGAUUGAGAUCUCGUGAUAUAGCCGGUUUGUGAAGACGAGUGAGGACUUGACCUGGUUGCAAGGCUGGAAAUAGAACUCGACCAACGCUUGUACAACUUACCAUACCGAUCCAUCGGAACCUCAGCUUUGGUCUUUUCGAACAUCUCGCUCUUUGCAUAGAACAACAAAACCUAGCUGCGCUGUGCUGCCCAAACCUAUCGAAGUUGAAAAGCAUUUAUCUGCCUUCUGAGGCACCAGCAUUUGUACGGAGACAUUCCAACAGCACGGCGACACCGGAUUUGUGAGCAGCUGCUGCAGGUAUCGAAGCUCAUAAUAAGACAGUAAUGGCAUGGUCCUCGGGGCCAGUUGCAGCUCUGCAGAACAACGGUCCUGACCUAUACUCGUCCAAUUCAAAAAGGUCACCAGGCAUCAUAGACAUGAUGUUCUCCCAACCAAUGCCUAGACCUUAUUCCGACUCCCGGUGGGGAAGCCAAUAUCAACAACAAGACUCGAUCGGCACAGGGAACUGCAUGCCAAACUUUGUUCAGCCAAGUCAGGACCAGAAGACGACCUAUGACUGCUCAGUGCGUGAAAUAGCGGAGGAUGAAUCGAACUUUGCGCCAAACCUUGAAGCGCAGUGCCAUUCAUAUACACCGAUUGAGCCGAUUGAUAGUUACGGAAAUAUUAUACGGCGUCAAUCAAUCCCGAACGCCCCGACCUUCUCAUUUCAACUUGACGAUGGCAAUACGGAGCCUCAGCAGACCUACGGCUCGAUAUCGGACCCAGUUUCGAAUGGGGCAUACUUUGACGGAUCAUUCGGUUUUGUAGAGAACAAUACCAACAUUCUGUCCAACGAGGUAUCCAAUGCUUCAUUCCCAGAUUUUUUCGCCUCGCAUGGUGAUCAAUACCACAGUCAGAAUGUUUCUGCUCCCCCGGAUCUCUAUUAUGAAGGCACCGGAGCUGGCACAUAUGAGCUUUCAACGACCUCGGUAACCUGUAUAUCUGCUUUACACACCCCCGAAACACGAUCACGAGCGACAUCGAUCACACGAAACCCAUAUGUAGGAACCGAGGAAUACGAGAAUAUCGAUGCGGUCAAACAGGAAGAUGAUUUUGUUGGAUUGGCAAACUUUCAGUUUUCUUCAGUUCAAACCGACACCUCGUGGGCGUUGGGUCCGGAUUCAGGACUUGAUGGCCUGUCUACAUUUGAUGGUACAUUUUGCCAGACAAGCCAGACGAUCGAUACAAAUACAAUGUUAAGCUUGGAUACGAAUAUAUCGCCUCACACUAUUCAAUCCAAUUGGGGGGAUCAACUUUCAGCAAGCCUUAUCAACCUCGAUAGUUCUUCAUGGGUUCCAACUCAAGUAACUCAAAAUCAUAUGAAAGGGGAGGCAAAUCUUCCUCGGGAAACUCCGCACCCCGUAGAAACGACACAAGAAUCACCUUCCACUGAAAGCAAGGACUCAUCGUCACCUCAGCAGUAUGAUCAGUUCAUGAGCGUCAUGCAAGUUACAGUUCCUGCGAGAGCAAGAGGAGGUGACGAACUCUCGCCUCCGCCAAACAACUCAUCCUUGAAACUAGACGACUGCUUGAGUAAUUUUGAGAGCAGCCCUACUGAGGCACGGAAACGGAAGAGAACAAAAUUCGGCCCAGAUGCUGCGCAGAAGGUUCGACAGGUUCGAACUAAUGGAGCGUGUGUCUCAUGUCGGUCUCGCAAAACUCCUGUAAGACUACCUUCUCUUCCCCGCGUGCUCCAUUUGCUUUUAAUAACUUCAUGUAGUGCUCCACCGAGGGGAUUUGUAAGCAUUGCUUAAAGGCUGCUUGCAAUAAUAUGCAAUUGGCGAAAGUCAUCUGUUUACGAACAAAAUUGAUAGAUUCAUACUGUGGUGUAAAAUGUAAUCAUCUUACUCUCUAGGCUUUGACUCGCUAACCUCAACAGCCAUAUUCGGAACCCUCGAUUCUCGAAGGGAAGGUCUCGCACCCCUCCUAAGCUCAUUAUCCGGCCAAACCAUACAAAUCAAUCUAUCGGUAAAGUCCUCACCCGAGAUGGGCAAUCGAACUGCAGUAUUACCACUCCGCGUCCGACAAUGUACCUCGGAUCUUCGUUGUCGGUGGAAAGGCUUAGGGAAAGUAAAAGGGAUAUACGUAACCCAACAUUCCGUUUAUGCCCCAUCAUUUGCCGUUGUUCCAGAUUCAAUAUCCAUAGACGACGUGGCAAAUUUCGCCCGAGACGUGCUAUCGAUAUCAGACGGAACCCACUCUGGGCAAAUCACCGGGCGAAUAACUUCUUUCCUCGAUGCAUAUUGCCGACAGAAACGAUCAUCGAAUUCCAAGCUCGUAAGAUUACUCCCUUUCCCUAACUCCUCCGAGUCCAAAGUAUUAGUCACCCAGCUGACAGCUUCAUAGCGACAAUUUGUAGACUCCACCCUCAAAGUAGUUGGUCUCAACGGCCUCGUCCCUUACGGCUCUCUAGACCUACGAGACGGGUCUUACAACCUCCUUCACGAAAAACCAGCGGGCGCAAAAGCAGAAUGGAGCUACGUCUCACCAACUCUCCACGACCAAGUACGACUCAUUGCGGCGGCGGAAUUGGAAAAACUCGAAGGCGCGGUAUUCUCGCAGAUUGACAGUUUUGCCAAACUCAUAGGAUCGGAUAAACAUGCUCGGAUCGUAGGAGGAAUGUGUUUGAUGAGGCUACUCUUGCUGUAUAGGGAUCGUGCGAUCAGGGAUGAGAUCCGGUUGAGCUUACCGAAGCAGAAGCUGUGUAUGUCUCUCCGCCUUUCUCCUCCUUUCAUUCUAUCUCUUGUUGUGACCCAGAAACUAAUAUGAAACAAAGUACAUCGCGAAAGACUCGAACAAUCAACGUUCAUGUAUCGGCGUCUUACCAUCGCAUACGGAAUCCUCUGUCGAGAUGCGAAUACACCACUGACCACCACAUGGGUUGGGGAGACCAACAAGUCUCCGGGGGGAAGAAGCAACGCGGCGCUGGAAGACGAUAGGGCGUUGGAGAGGAUGUUUGUUAGGUUGAGAGAAACCUAUUGUGACUUUUGUAAGUUCUUCGUCGUUGUCCUUCCCCCUUUUCUAUACUCGCUACACGCUCUUCGCCUGCGAAGGGGGUUUACAUGAUGCAAAGGGGGCGGGGUGAAUAUUGGGAAUUUGCUAAAUCGGAAUAGGCGAGAAGCUAAAUAAGCACCACGAUGACGUGUUCAAGGGCCUCGUGGUCAAGAAAUAAAUGACAAUGAACGAAAUGACGACUUCACGAAUCACGACGGACAAAACCCUCUUCGGGAUUUAAAGAGGAGAAUAUUCAUACAUAUAUGGGAAAGACGAUCUAUCUUUUGGCGGUGAUUUGCGUUGGGUUUUGUUCUCCUUUCUACUCUUUUUUCUUUUUCUAGAGAAAAAGGGUUGGAUUGAUCGAUGAUAAUGAUGAAAUGUACUUGAUUUCUUUUUGUUCGGGAUUAGAGGUUAUAUACCCGACUGGAUUGGUUCCUUUUACGGGUUGGUCUAUAUAUCUUUUCCUUUGGGUGUGGUUGCAGUUUGUAAAUUUUGUGAAUCUUAUCUUUACAUCUCCCUAUCUAUAUUGGAUGAAAUGAAGUUUCGCCAAUUUGGCGCACUCGAAUGCCUGAGAAUAAUCCUGGAGACAUAGAGGCUCCUGCUAGCUUUACCGGCUUUAACUAGAUGUUAAAAAUGAAC
Messenger RNA from Hymenoscyphus albidus, 3888 nucleotides. NCBI's taxonomy places the organism in Eukaryota, Fungi, Ascomycota, Leotiomycetes, Helotiales, Helotiaceae. The record is from the annotation of a GenBank genome assembly.